Hyalella azteca is the source of this 3633-nucleotide messenger RNA. RefSeq lists its product as uncharacterized. Lineage: Eukaryota; Metazoa; Arthropoda; Malacostraca; Amphipoda; Hyalellidae. The coding region runs from base 321 to 2798 and encodes 825 amino acids. The record is from RefSeq and is a predicted model, not a curated record. The transcript is spliced from 6 exons.
UCCAGUUUUAGAAUAUAUGAAUAAAUAAAAAUGAGUGUUUUUUGAUAAAGCUACAUUUUCUAAUAACUGGGAACCAAAACAUAUGAAUGCAUAAAUAUUAAUUCAUUUAAUCAAUGACCUGAAUUGCAAAUUUUUUGUAGAGAGACAAAGAAACACAUCUGAAAAAAGACAAGAGACAGAGCUCAUCUCUUCUCUCAGAGGUGAUUCAAGUUAAGACAAAGCAUCAAACUCCACCUCUGUCAUCUUGUGGGUCAGGCAAGGUGGAAGCUAAAGCCAAGGCUGCCGGUGGCUGCCAACGUUCCUCACAGAACGGUGCUGCUAUGUCUGGGGAACAGGCAAGGAAAGAGACCCAAGAUAAGCAGGUAGAGUCAAAGCCCACGUUGCCCUUAUCACUAGAAGCUGGUACAUUGAGGCAAGACUUGAAUUCUCAUCAUGAACAGCAUGGCAAAGGCACAAAGGCUGAAAGAAGAAGAAUGAAAAGGAAAAUGCAGAGGAUGAGAAGGAAGGGGUGCAUACAGCGAGAGGAUAAUAAUGAAUCUGAAGUUAGAAAAGCAGAGGAAGAGACAAUGAGCAUGGAUUUAGGUGAACCUUCAGUGCUGCAUGUUACGACAGAGAACGAGAUGGAGCCGUGCAGUAAAGUGACUCCAAGAGGAAGGAAGAGGCUGAGGACAUUGAGUAAUGACUGUGUGACCCAAGUUGUCACCACCCCUAUGAGUGAAAAGUCGAGCUGUGAGCAAGAGGAGCAGCAGGCGGAGGAGGCGGGCAGUGGCGAUGAGGUUCUCAGCAACACCGAGCAGCUGCUGCACAUGAACAGGAAGAGGCUCCGAUGUCAGGCUGAGUCAAGUGGCGGUGAGUAUAAAGAGAAUAUCGAUCCUAAGGAUGAAAACGUGAGCAGGGAUUCAGCCAAAGACCAUCCCUACCAACUGAGACGUCAUCGGGCAGUGCGAGGAAACGAGAAUAUUAAGCAGCCUAAUGGAACAGUCUCAAGAGUCAGACAGGCUCCUAAUCCGUAUUCCUACAAAUAUCUUGCGAUGAAUGAGACGGUGACACAGCGUUAUGUAGCUCUUUGUGAAGUGUGCAGCAAGCCAUACCGGUCGCGCAAGCUGGCGAGACACUUGAGAGAUACCCACAAGAAGGAUAACGCGACCGCUAAGGUCUUAGUGCAAAAAGCCCUGCAACACAAACGACUUGUACUGCUAACCGCGACUCCCAUCAAUGGCCGAUCAAUAGGCAAGUUUGUGCCGGAAGAUGUUGUCGAAGAAAUGAGACGCGAUAUGAUGCGCGGCAGCAGCUCUGAAUUCAAUAUGAAGCAACAAAAACAAAAGUCAAGGGACCAAAAAAGUCUUCGACAUCAAUCACCACAGCCUUUUCUCGCGGUAAACAACAAGCAAACCGAUCGGCUCGCGAGAAGAAAGGGAAAAGCGUUGGCCUCGCAAGUGGCUACCUCAAACAACUUGGCACAACUCAAAGAAUCAUUUCCAAAACUCAACGAGGUCUUGAACAACUUUCAUGUAUACCUGUUGCAAAUUGCCAAGACAGCAAAAGGAAGGGAGUCGGCGAACAGGUCAUUGAAUGACAUUCAGACAAUAGUUUGGGACCAUCUAUCAGACACGGACAAGAGACAUGGGAAACACAUGGAUAUCCCUCAAGUCCUGCGAGUGCUGAACCAAUUUUUGACUUCACACCGUCUGAAAAGUGCAGGAAUCGCCACACCCGAUACCUCGAAGAGGACCUUGAUAUCGGUCGCGAUCUUUGUCUAUCAUAUCCACCGUCUGGAGCUGAUGAGCUAUGCAAAGUAUGACCGAAAACCUUACGUACAUUCUGAAGAGCUCGUUCCACUUCCACUUCAGGCGGCAAGUAAGCUCCAUAAUUCGCCCGCAAUCGCGUCAUGGCUGGCUAAGGUGAGGCAAGUAGCCCUGCUAAAUAAAGAAGGCUUUGCUAUUCCAGCACAACUGCUUGCUGUUGCACCCUCGAGAAGCAAUGCAAUGAAUCUAGGAAACAUUUUAAUGACGAUGAUCGGAAUCGAAACUGGUAGUCAUUCCCUGGCGUUAACGACAUUCAACAUGGAAUCCUUCCGGAAACCCCAAGCAAUAACUAAAGAAGCCAUCUGGUACAAAAUCACCGGAGAAAAAAUAUGGUGCUACAUCCUGGUGAGCAAGAAUUAUGCCCGAUUACUCCAGACAUACGUGCAUCUUUACCGGCCGUGGCUCACUCAGGACAAAGAAAAUGCUGCUCCGGUGUUUGUUUCCCCCAGCUCCUCAACUACAGAGGCACAAGCUCUCUUACCUUCAACCGCCGACCAAAUAGCCAGCAAUGUUAUCUGCAAUAUUGCCAAAAUUCCAGGAUGCACCGGAUUCACUUUCCUGAAGUUCCGCUUGACCAUCAUAACGUACUCCCAGUGCUGUCCACAUCUUACUGAUGUUCAAAAGAAUGAUAUAAUGGAUGAUUUAGGGCACUUUCCAAGUACUGUGGACAAACAUUUAACAACCGCGAAACUCAUAGCAACGACAGAAGAAGUAUCAAAAUUCAUCCAGGGUCUUCUCAAAGAAACGGACCUGCUUGGAAAUAAAAUCUCGAGAUUCGUAGCAUCGGCUGGCGAAGUAUCAGAAUCCAUCCAGGGUCUUCUCGAAGACUUUGACCAGCUUGAAAAUCAGAUCUCUGCCUCCGCAGUAAAUUCAGUAGAAUUAUCAGAAAUAAUCCUGAGCUGUAUUCAAACCGCCGAAGAUGCAGCGACGAACCAUGGCGCUGGCGAACUGUUCGCUUGGAGGAUGAUAAGGAGGAUGAGGAACGAACGAUGAAUAAUUCUCUGUUGAUGCUGAGGAGAGUAGUUUUAUGUUGAAUAGUAGUCAAAGAAAUAAACUGUCGAAGAAAUAUCCCUACAAAACCAACAGUCGCCUCAAAAACACCACUGUCUCGAUUAUCUGGCGAAUCAUCAAAUUCUACCCUCUCACUAGACACGCCACAACCACCACAGCAACACCUGCUGAUGGCCUGAGUUGUUUCAUUAAGCUCUCAAAAUUGCAAACUUGGCUGACCAAAAAUUACUGAAUGAAGAACUGUCAUGUACUUCGAAAAAGCUGUCAUUUUAUAUGAUGACAUCAAGAACAUCAAAGAGAAUCUUGAGGAGCGACGUAGACGCCAGUUGAAAGAGGAUGACUGCUUCCUACUAGCUAGACUGCUAGAGUAUGUAUAAAUGUAUACUCUUAGUAUAUAAAGAUUCCUAAUUUCUCAAUUGUCAUCAACCAAUAAAUAAUUGUGUUUGGUAAUGAUUAUAUACGUUUAGUAUGUAUAGAGGCUGAAUUUCAUAAGUGCUAAGGUAGUGACUCGCUGCAACGAGGAUGCUGUGGAAAGUGCCAAAGUAUAAAAUUACUUACAAGGAAGCAGAAAGAAAAAGGCUGUAGAAAUGAAGAUUUUUAUUAUAUUUCCACGGAAAUGAGAUUAAUAUUUCCAAUUUAUAUAAGCUUCUGUGUUUAUGGUCUUGUUUUCAAUGGAAAUUUUGAAAUUUUUUUUGCAAUUGUUCAGUUGUGUGAACUCAACAGUCCAUUGUACUCUGAAGUUUGACUAAUGUAUUCUGAUUGAUUAUAGUUUAGUUGUAAAGUAUAGUGCAGUUCUCGUUUUGAAUGGAAAUGUUUG